This is a messenger RNA of Anguilla anguilla (European eel), 1544 nucleotides long. RefSeq names its product endonuclease domain-containing 1 protein-like. The record is from RefSeq and is a predicted model, not a curated record. Gene Ontology annotation, molecular function: nucleic acid binding; hydrolase activity; metal ion binding. The transcript has 4 exons. The coding region runs from base 244 to 1083 and encodes 279 amino acids. NCBI's taxonomy places the organism in Eukaryota, Metazoa, Chordata, Actinopteri, Anguilliformes, Anguillidae.
CGUUUAUUUGGUUUUGUGUUGCUGUGGGUGCCAUCUCUCUCUCUCCAUGCGACAAACAACAGUCCACUCCCCUAAACUUCAGCAUCACCCGCCCAAGGGCGUGGCUUGAAGAAAGGGGUCAAGGAAGGAUGUAAAAGGCUGUGAGGGGGGAGAUUUUUGGCAGAUUUUUGGAGACACACUUCUGAUCAACACCAGCCUUUUUCUCUGAGUAACAACCCAUUCCAACAGUGAGACCAAACAAAGAUGCAGGUCUUGGCAGCAUUGUGCUUCCUUGUCUUGGCACACCUGCCCCCCCUGAGGGGGGAGGUAGUAGAAAGCUUCCAGGACGUCCCGGAGUGCCUGGACUUCUUCUACGAGCGCAUGGUGCCCAAGCUGGACGCGGCCAAUCCUAACGCCACCCGUUUGUGUCAGCGCUUCAACAACAGCUACCACUUCGCCACGCUGUACAACACGAACAACCGCAUCGCCGUCUACUCCGCCUACCGCUUUCAGACCGGCGGCGGCGGCGGUCGCGGUCACGAGAAGUGCUGGUAUAUAGAGCCACAGCUUGUGAACACGAGCUUGAAUGCAGAGAUGGAGAAAGAACAGCACUUCAGAAAGGAACACAAGGAGCCGUACAUCGGUGAGAGGCAGGCUCUCAAUGAGGACUACACAAUGCUUGACUAUGACCGUGGGCACCUCAAUCCAAAUGGACACCACACAGGGGACAGUCGUAAUGCCACGUUUACACUCACCAACGUGGUGCCACAGCACCCCGAUCUGAACCAGAAAGCCUGGGGUACGUACGAGCGUCAGCUGACUGACCUCUUCAAAGACCAGUGCAAGAAGGCCUACGUGCUGGUGGGCGCCAUCCCUUCCACUAACAACCGGAUCAACAAUCGGGUCAACAUCCCCGACCGCAUCUGGAACGCCUACUGCUGCCUGGGCAACAACGGCCAGCCCCUCCAUAGCGGGGGGGCCAUAGCUAACAACACUAAAAACAGCCGUGUCAAGAGGCACACUCUCUCAAAGCUUAAACUGCUCCUGGGUCAGUACACCAACUCACCAGUGGGGGAGCUCUUUCUCAACAACUGUGAAGCUUAGAGAGGUAUGGUAUGUUAGAGAAGUGUAGUCAGACACACCCCACAGGGCAUAUUUCCCUCUUUAUAUGUUUCUGUGUCAAUUAACAUACGAGAGUCAUUUACUUCCCUGUAAUUCCCAUUGCCCAUAAGCUUAUUAUCUAAUACAUGCACCAAAACUCACCUAUUUGCACUUUAGGCAUUUGGCUGAUGUUUUUAGGGGAAAAAGGCAACACUGCAAUCUCACAAGUUCUCCCCAUUCAGCUCUUAAAUAAUCAACAUUGUUUAAUUUUGAUGUGGUUACAGCUACUGUAAUAAUGGAAGUAAAGACAAACUUCCAUGGGUCAAUAACACCAUUUAUUAUGUAGCUAACCAUGCCUGCUUCCACACACACACACACACACGCGCGCGCGCACACCUGUCCCUGGCUCUCAUAAAUGUCUGCAUGAUUCUGCCAUUCACAAUAAAGGCUUAAUUCUUCAGUAA